AACUACCUCUUUGAUAUCAGUUCCAAAAUGAAUUCGAUUGUAGUGACUUGUUUCUUAGUACUGUUGGCUACACUAUCUGCGCACGUAGCGUCUAAUUAUACCCCAGCUGCUGAUCCACCUCCAAGAUGUAGACCAGGACUUAUUGUGGAUUGUAACCUUCAGAACGAAAACCUGGUUUGGUGUAAGGAUGAGAAUAAUGAGUGUAAAACGAUUUUGAACUCAUGUAUUUUCGAUCAAGCCAACUGUGCGCGUUACCGACUGGGACGGCCACUACUGCAAUUAAUAUCGAAGGAUGAAUGCCAAAGGUUAUGUGUCAAUGAUUGUUCCAAUGCACCACAAGAUAUAAUAUGUACUCAUCGAGAUGGAAAAUAUUGCACUUUCCCCAGCCAAUGCGAAUGGACGAAGCAUUUAUGCAAUACGGGCGAAUUUUGGUUCCAGGAGGGUCCACUUCCAUGUGGUUCAAAUCCAGUUCAGUGCUUUCCUUAACUGUUACACUCUUUUUGAAACCUGACGUGAAGGCUUGUAAUUUUAACUAACAAAACAAAAUGCAUCAGAGCAAUUAUUUUGCUAUAUUGUUGCUGCACAACAACAAAACACACGCAAAACAAAAUAUACCACACCAAAACCCAUCUGCUAGCUAUCAUACAUAUACAAUAUAUAUACGUGUGUGCUCUUGCAUACAUACAUACAUAUGUAUUUCGGUGUAAGAUUUUUGAAGAUUUUGGAAGAGCGAAAGAAUUCCCCUAUAGUAAUAAUAGAGAUUUUAAUAAAUGUACCUACAAAGCGUAA
Messenger RNA from Bactrocera neohumeralis, 789 nucleotides. RefSeq lists its product as uncharacterized. The coding region runs from base 28 to 486 and encodes 152 amino acids. NCBI's taxonomy places the organism in Eukaryota, Metazoa, Arthropoda, Insecta, Diptera, Tephritidae. The transcript is spliced from 3 exons. The record is from RefSeq and is a predicted model, not a curated record.